Messenger RNA from Tachysurus fulvidraco (yellow catfish), 4874 nucleotides. RefSeq names its product AF4/FMR2 family, member 1 (gene aff1). The record is from RefSeq and is a predicted model, not a curated record. The transcript has 19 exons. Bases 338 to 3607 code for a protein of 1089 amino acids. Gene Ontology annotation, cellular component: super elongation complex; nucleus. NCBI's taxonomy places the organism in Eukaryota, Metazoa, Chordata, Actinopteri, Siluriformes, Bagridae. Gene Ontology annotation, biological process: regulation of gene expression.
AAAGCUCGUUUUCGUCUUCUUGAGUAUUUUCCGAGCGUGUUUACGUCGUAUAAAUCGUGUUUGUAUCAGUCGAUACGAUUUCGAGCACCCCUCCGGAAGCGUGGACGACUCGGAUGGUUCGUCCUGUGAGUCCAGGGAUCGAGCUCCUAGCCGUUCGAGCUACAAUAAGUUGUGAACUAUGAAACGGUCGCUGCGACUUUCGGCGUUUAUUAGAUGAUUAAAUCUGUCGAUUCUAACGCCAUGUAAGAUAACGGGGUUUGUACGGAGAAGUGCCAAGAAGCUCAAUGGCGAUCUACAACUUCACAUCAGGCUCGUAAUCUUUGUCAGCGUCGCACUAAUGGCUGCUCAGUCAAGCGUACGCGAAGAACUGGACGUCCUGCGGAGGAAAGAAUGGGCACGGAGGAACCAGGAAACCCAGCAGGAUAAGGAGCUGUACCAGGAGAGUACGCCGCUCUUCAGGGAGCCUUACAAGACAAACAAAGGCGAUGAACUGUCCAGCCGCAUCCAGAGGAUGCUCGGUAAUUACGAGGACGGGAACAACUUCCAGUAUAACCAGUAUGAAGGGAUACCCAGGGAUCGACCCCCUUCAUCAUCGCACGGACGUCCGGGUCAUCUCACGAACAAGGACAAAAAGGAUCUCUCAUUCCAGGGUACAUCGUCAUAUGGAAGCACUAAACAAGGCCAAUCAAGCGGUCACAGCUCAUCCCAGCCUUCAAAGAACUUCCCGAUCCUGGACGUCUCCAUCCCAAUCCAGAGCAAAGAAGGUCUUGUCAAAACCCACGAAACAAAAACUGACCCCUGGUCUGUCAAGAAAGACUAUGCCACUUUACCGCCUAUUCUUCCAGACCUUUCACCACCUGCAGAACCCUUGUCCCCUUUACAUUCCAGCGAAUCAGAACAGGACAUGGAGGAAAUCGACAAUACAAAGGAGCAAUCUCUUUCCCCCCACUGCAAAGGUUCUUCUGAAAGGACUGUCCCGUCGCAUAAUUCAGAGACCCAGCAAAAGGAAGCGUCUCACCUCGGCGGAGACGCCCCGAUGCCGGCUUCCCAGACCUUUCCGCUUCCGCUUUCUUCCAAGCCCAACUUGGCCAACUCUAGGAAACCCAUGGCGCUGGUUCGACCCAUGGACGGACCCGACCAGGUCAACAGCGAGUCCCCGGACCUAAAACAGUCACCUAAUACCUAUCACGGGCAGUCUUAUGAAAACUUGUCCGAUCUGAAGACGUCUGUAAGCAAGCCGAACCUUCCGCCCCUAAAGAUCCCGUCACAGUCUGUAGAGAUGCUGUCAAAUGAGGUUCAACGUGUGGAGGAGAUUCUCAGAGAAAUGACCCACUCAUGGCCUCCUCUGCUAACGGCCAUUCAAACCCCGAGUACAGCAGAACAAUCCAAGUUCUCCUUUCCUAAUAAGGAAUCCAGUGUUCAUCGUGGAUACCAGCCUCAAAAGCACAGUGAAUCACCACCGAAAGCUCCUCCGUCACCCGUUCACCAGCAGCCAGCUGAGUGUGAAGAUGGCGGCAGGGCCGUGUCCAGUGACUCAGAGAGCAGCUCGGAGUCUGAAUCUGACAGCGAGACCAGCGACAGCGGUGCGGACGAGACGCCGACUGCUCCCAGGAGUAACACACCACCAGCGAAGGCAGAGGGGCUGAAAGACAUCAACUGGCAGUUGAUCAGUUGGAUUAAGGAGAGCCAGCCGAGCCUGAACCCUCAGAACCACACCGAUGUUUCAGCAAAACCCAAACCCAAACCUGCAACCAGCACCAAAUCACAAACGCACACUCAUGCCGAAGAGGAUCAGAAGCCCAAAAACAAGAAACACUACAACUCCCGUACUCCUCCCGCUCAGCCCGAGUUGGGCAGCGCCAAUCCCGAAUCUAAACCCGCCCCCGUGAACCAAGACGCUAUCCACAAACCUGCUCCUAACGCCGGUACGGAGGCAGGAACCCGCAAAACAGAUCAACACCCGAGCAAGAGCACCAAAGCCCAUAGCAGCCUGCACGUUGAAAGCGUGGAGGUCACGCCCCGCAACAAAGACGCCACGUUCACAGAACGGCCAAAGGUCAAGACGAAAACUAGCCAUGAGAAGAAAUCUGAGAGCAGAAAAUCAGCCAAAUGUUGCUUGUUGGAAAAAAGAGACACAAAAGAAGUGCCUGCUAAGGCUGGCACGACGGUGCAGGAGGACAAAAAGGAGGCGGAGCCUGUUCGCCUGUCCUUGCCGUCACCCAAAAACAGUGUAACCGUAACUCGUGCGCCCUCCAAGAACUCCAAAAAGAGCCGGGCUCGCUCGCCAACGACAGACAAGAAGUCCAAAUCCACGCCAUCCAAAUCGAGCAUGGAUGUUCCUCUGGCUCUGGUGGUGAAGAUCCAGCUCAGCCACUUGUCCAGAAUCCCACAGGUACCCAAAGCAACAAAGACGGUAACCGGCGCUCGUGUGGAGAAGCCUUUAAAAAAAUCGUGCCAGGAGAAAGAACCUGGUAAAGUGAGCAAGAAGAGACCUGCUGAUCACAGUGAUCUCUCUGUGCCAAAAAAGAAGCUGAAAUUGGAAAAGGACAGAGAGGGAAAAGCGUCUGCUUCGUCUCAGCACAACUCCAUCAAAACAGAAGCACCGAGGAGCAGCCGCCACCAGACGGACAGGAAGAGCAGCGAGAAGGUCCAAGCUCCCGUUCCUCUCGAGCCGGGACACAAACGCCGCUGUGGAGACAUGGAGGAGAUCAGCGGCUCCAGCAGCAAGCACAAGAAGAAGAGCUCCAGCAGAGAGGAGCGUGACAAGCGAGACAAGAAAGCACCGAAGAAAAGCUCUUCGGCUCCGGAGGCGUCGUCAUCUUCCUGCGGCGUCCCGGCCGCUCGCAGACCUCUGCUCAAGUUCGACGACAAGCCGUAUCCUGUGGAUCAUCAUAUGAAGGAAGCUAAAAAGCUGAAGCACAAAGCCGACGCCAUGGUGGAUAAAAUGGGUAAGGCCUUGAGUUACCUGGAUGCUGCCAUGUCCUUUGUAGAGAGUGGCAUCGCCAUGGAGACAGAUCCCCAGACGCCCAAAUCGGCUUACACCAUGUUUUCCGACACCGUCGAUCUUAUCAGGUUCAUCCUGAAGCUGAAGAACUACAUGGAUCCGUCGGCUCCUGCAUCAGAGCGAGACUUCUUGGUCCUGUGUAUGCGAUGUCAGGCUCUCCUCCAGAUGGCGAUGUUUCGCUGUAAAAGAGAAUCGGCCAUGAAAUAUUCUCGCACACUCACUGAUUAUUUUAAGAGCUCUAAGACCAUGCAGGCUCCUUCCCCCUGCAUCUCCAAGGGAUCGUCCCCGAUGUCCCCUAUGCCGUCUCCGGCGAGUUCGAUCGUCUCCAAUCCCGGCAGCUGCGGCAACACUGUGUCCAUUCCUCAGCUCAUCCAGCAGAUGGCGUCGUCCUACAUCAACAUCACCGCUCUCUUCCUCAGCGCUCACGAGACGUGGGAGCAGGCCGAGGAGCUGGCACGCACACGUACAGGUCUGUUAAGCGACCUGGACAAGCUCCUCGGCCGCCUGAGUUUGACCUCCAGCAUGACUGCUCUGGUGCGUUACACUCUUCAAGGCCUCCACUGGCUCAGACUGGACAACGCGAAUCCUCGCAGCGACCCGUGAGCUGUGUGUGUGUGGGUGUGUGAGAGAGAGAGAGCGGAGGAGAGAGGGAGGGAAAACUGACAUCUUUUUAAAGAAUUUUUUGUUCCACUUCUGAGACGACGGAAGUCCUUUUGCACUUCGUUACGAAAGAAAGCGAGUCGACGCGAAGGUGUUCGAGGAGCACAGACGACGCUGAUGUUUCCUCACACUGAGAAGAAGCAGAAAAUCACUGGAAUCACACACACACACACACACGCAAACACAUCGAGUGACAGUGUGUGCACAAGAGCAUUAGCGAACUUCAUCUUUAUUUUCUUUCCCAUCACCGCUCUAAAGGACAAACGGAGGGCCUGAAGGACAGGACGUCCACACUACACGCUUAAACUUUAACUUUGCACUCGUUUCCUCUCAUCAUGUGACUCGUUAAUUUACUCUACUGAGGAAAACCUAAAAAACUGUGAUUGCGCUAUUAUUUAUUUCAUCGAUAUUAUUAUCAUUAUUAUUAUUACUUAUUAUUAGUAAUAUAUUGAUACCGAAUUUUUGAAGUUUUUUUUUUUUAACCCUGAUGUUGAGGCUUCCAACUGACAUGAAAGGAAUUUUUUUCGGAAGUCAUUUCCCCACGACGGAGCUCAGAAGGACGGCAGCAGAACCGGUUUAUUUCCGCAUCCGCAGCGAAGACGUACCGGAUCCAAAUAUGAAUUAUAAACUCACCGGUUUUAGGUUUGUUUGUUUGUUUAUUUUUCCUCCAAAUUUGAAAUCGGUUAAAACGAUAUAAUUCUACCUCAAGAGGACACCAGAGGCAGAGGAACAAAUCACACACACACACACACAUGCGUGCACGCACACAGGCGAACGUACUAUCGCACCUGUAGAAGAGAAAAUACUUGUGCCUUAAUAGUGAAACACAAAAGGAUGCGUAUAGAAAAACGGAGCCCGUGACGGUUGUAGCGAUAAUAAUCUGAGUUUUUUUUUGUUUUUUUUUAACGGAUGCGGUUUCAGUCUUCGUGAAGCGUAAUCAUGCACUUUUCAGGGAGGAAACAGAAAAACUGGAAAAAUCCGCCGUGUCCUGUUCUGAUUUUGUAGCCGGAUCGAGAUAAAGAGUAAAGGUGCCAAUACUUACUAGCUGUAGCAUUUCAUCAUUUUUGAACCGUUGCUAUGGCAACAAAGGAGAGAACUGAAACUCGUUCAGCAGAUACACCGAAGGGGAAAGUGAUGAUGAUGACGAUGAUGAUGAUGAUGAUGAUGAUGAUGAUUAUUAUUAUUAAAGUUAUCACUCUUUGCACUCUCA